This is a messenger RNA of Anopheles darlingi, 509 nucleotides long. Its product is annotated as shematrin-like protein 1. The transcript has 2 exons. NCBI's taxonomy places the organism in Eukaryota, Metazoa, Arthropoda, Insecta, Diptera, Culicidae. The record is from RefSeq and is a predicted model, not a curated record. The coding region runs from base 9 to 509 and encodes 166 amino acids.
CUGAAAACAUGAAGGCCUUUAUUGCGAUCGCCGUCCUGGCUCUGGCUGCCAUUUCCAACGGAUCCUAUGUUCCAGCUGUUCAGUCGGUGCUCCCGUACGCCUACAACUCUGGACUGUAUGGCCUGAAUGGGUAUGACGGACUUGGCCACUACUCUUCUCUCGGUGGCCUGGGAUACUCGUCGCUCUUGGACCAUGGACUGUCUUAUCCGUACUCGACGGCGCUGCCAUAUGCUUCGGCUCUGCCAUACUCUGCCUACAACAAUGGUCUGUACGGUUACUACGGAUCGAAGUAUGCGCCGACCGUCGUUCAGGCCAACGUCAACACUCUGAAGACGGUGAACUCGCUGGGACUCUAUGGCGGAUAUGGUUUGGGACACGGAUACGGUUAUGCAUACAUCAACUAUCUCCCAGUCGCUCAUGCUGCGAAAUACGUUGCAGUCAACCCGGGAGCCGUUCAUGUGGCCCCACUCCCAGGACAUCUUGUCAACCAGAAGUCGAUUGUAGCCUAA